AUGCUAGCCGUCCGUCGCUUGCUGCUCACGCGGCCCUCGCUCUGCGGUCGAUCUUUUGCCUCAAGCGUGACGCAAGUCAUCGAGACGAUCGAUGAUUUCCGCCAAGCGCAUCGUGCGCUACCUUCUAGCGCCACGUUAGGUCUUGUUCCGACCAUGGGGGGUCUUCACGAUGGACACAUGGCGUUAAUCAAGCAAGCGCGCCGCUUGUGUGACUUUGUGGCCGUCAGUAUCUUCGUCAACCCGACCCAAUUCGGACCAAAAGAAGACUAUUCCAAGUACCCGCGUACGUUUGAUCAAGACAUGGCUCGACUACGGCAAGAAAACGUGGACUUUGUGUUCUGCCCGUCGGUUCAUGAAAUGUACCUGCCCCACCACCGGUGUUACGUCGAGCCAGAGGGAUUUGACGACUUGGUCGAGGGCCAAUGCCGUCAAGGCCACUUUCGAGGUGUCGCGACCGUAGUCACCAAGUUGUUUAACAUUGUGCAGCCCACGCACGCGUUUUUCGGACAAAAAGAUGCUGCGCAGGUCGUGCUUAUCAAGCGAAUGGUCUCAGACUUGAACAUUCCCGUAGAAAUUGGCAUUGUGCCAAUUGCACGAGAACCAAACGGACUCGCGCUCUCGACUCGCAACCAGUACUUGGAUCCUGUGGAGCACGAAGCAGCUGGUGUACUGCACCGUGGACUUGUACGUGCGCGGAACUUGUUCGAGGCAGCAAAAAAAGAGGGGAAGACGACAGUUGAUGCGAACGUGCUGCGUGCCGUUGUUCGUGAAGCGUAUGAGCGUGAACCGCUCGUGACCGCCGUUGACUAUGUGUCCGUGGGGUCCAAAGAGACGAUUCAAGAGGUGGCUGAAGUUGAUACAGACGAGGGAGCCGUUAUUUCCGUCGCUGCCAAAGUCGGAAACUGCCGUCUGAUCGAUAACAUCGUGCUUUAG
This is a messenger RNA of Peronospora matthiolae, 933 nucleotides long. The record is from the annotation of a GenBank genome assembly. Lineage: Eukaryota; Oomycota; Peronosporomycetes; Peronosporales; Peronosporaceae.